Molecule: messenger RNA, 267 nt
Organism: Prunus armeniaca (apricot)
Lineage: Eukaryota; Viridiplantae; Streptophyta; Magnoliopsida; Rosales; Rosaceae
Source: the annotation of a GenBank genome assembly
AUGGAUAGGCUUCUAAAACUACCUCAACAUCCUCAAGCACUUCAGACAGCUGAGGACUCGUUACAUCUAGUUGAAGCCUUAAGCAAGGUCAUUACUGAACUUCCACCUGACCAUGCUAAGAGGGCUUUGGAGGCCUUGUGCUUGCCCCUCAUUACUCCUUUACAGGAAGUUGUCAGCCAAGGCCCAGACACAUUAAAUAGCAAGCCUGCUCGUGAUUUAACAGUUCACAUUGAUCGAUUUGGGUAUAUCUUUAGUCAGAUGUGCUAA